Messenger RNA from Triticum urartu, 998 nucleotides. RefSeq lists its product as uncharacterized. NCBI's taxonomy places the organism in Eukaryota, Viridiplantae, Streptophyta, Magnoliopsida, Poales, Poaceae. The record is from RefSeq and is a predicted model, not a curated record.
AACCUCUCCUUCGUCUUGCCUCCUGUAUCUUACUCUCCUACUCGCUUGCUGGUGCUCCUACGUGCUUAAACAAUGGAGAUGUGAUGCGUGCUUACUGCUUAACAUUAUCAUCAUCAGCUGAUGAUAAUACUCCUAUAAAACAAGUACGAGUGGUACCCCGCUGCCUCAGCGCGAAUCACGGGCUUAAGUUGGCUAGCAAACACAUCUCGUCUCUUUUGCCGUUCCGAAGCAAAGCCAAAGCAAAGCAGCCCGUUCGCUCGCUCCGGCCCUUAACCUCCUUCCUUCCCAAGGCAAGCAAAAGCAAAGCAAGCGAGGGCGAGAGAGAGAGAGAGAGAGAGAGAGAGAGAGAGAGAGAGGGAUGGGAGGAGACCUGCAGCGGCGGGGCGGAGCUGUGCGGUUCAGGAUGCCGCGGCGCCGGGCGCUGGCGGCGGGGCCGCCGCUGCUGCUGCCCGGGGCGGCGGCGCAGGGGGAGCGCGGGACGAAGAACAGGAGGAAGAAGAUGGCGGUGGCGCGGCUGGGCGGCGGCCGCGGGGGCUUCUUCGGGGCCGUCCGGCGGCUGCGGAUGCGCUGGGUGGCCGCGGCCUACCGGCGGGCGCUGCGCCGGCUGCGCGCCUUCUACGCCCGGGCGCUCGAGGACCUCCUCGAGGGCGCGGCCGCCAUUAGCAUGAUGCAAUCCAACUACGCCGGCGCCGACUGCUCCUUCGGCACCGCCUUCGCGCCCGCCGUCACCGUCGGCAACCGCUACUGAUGCCGGCCCCCCGGCCGAGGAUCUGAUGGAGCGGGAGAUCGAGCACGCCGUCCAUGGUUACGCUUGUGUUUGCCUCAGCUGCUUGGGAUCAAGCGACGUGCCCCCUCCUUGAUCUGUACGUGUACGUACGUAUAAAUUCUGUUGUUUAAAUUAGCUAGCAUGUUACUACUGCUACUUAAUUUCCAAAUCAGAGGACAGCAGAUGAUGAUUGAUAAACUAAACGAGGAAAGAAAGAAUCAAACUUGUUUUC